AUGUCCAACAAGUUAAUUACGCCGAAACAAGAACCCAUGGGAGCUGCUGCAAUUAGUGACAUGAUGAGAGCUGCUCAGCAACAAAUCAGAGAUCGGCAGCAAGAACUCAAUUUUACAGCACCACCUAUCUCUGCAGCACAGCAACGAUUAGCAGAGCUUCAAGCUAGAAUUGCGAAGCAGACGGGCCAUCUUCUUCCAAUACCUCCUAUUGAUGAAAAACCAGUUCAUGUCACAAUCGAUCGUGAAGGUCGAACGAUCGAUUCUCUCACUGGUGAAGUUCUUCAAUUGCCAAAUCGUAUACCUACACUGAAGGCCAACCUUCGUGUUCAAAAGAAGGAUGUUAAACAAGAACAACCAAAACAAAAAGCAGUCAAAGAGGUUGUUACGGAAUAUCCCGGUAUUGACGCAUCAGCCAAAUAUCAUGAUGGUCGGCUCUUAGUUCGACCCGCUGUACGUAGUCGUCGUGAAUUUAAAUUCGUUGACAAAGGCAAAUACGAAGAUUUAGCGAACAAGCAACGUGCAAAAGAAAAAUUGAAAAAACUUCAAGAUCAAAUUGCACAAACCGCUAAAAACGCCGGUAUCACUGUUGGAAACAAAGUUGGAAUUAUCCAACCGAAAAAAUUUUUCUCCGAAUCGGAGGUUCCUGACAUUGAAUGGUGGGAUGCCGUCAUUCUUCAACGGGAUAAUUACUCAGCAAUUACUCCAGAUGCCAAAAUUGCACCCAUGCUAACCGGUAUUACACAACUUAUUGAACAUCCAACGCAGCUUAAACCACCAUCCGAGCCGAACAAGCCAGUUUUAUUGCCGAUUCAUUUAACAAAACGUGAACAACGCAAACUGAGACGACAGCAUCGUGCCGAAGCUUUGAAAGAGCAGCAAGAAAAAAUUCGUCUUGGUUUGAUUCCAGCACCAGAACCAAAGGUGAAAAUCUCCAAUAUGAUGCGCGUUCUAUGUUCGGAAAACGUCCAAGAUCCAACAAAAGUUGAACAAUACGUUCGUGACCAAAUGGCGCAGCGUAUUAGAACACACGAAGAAACCAAUGCAGCACGAAAACUAUCCGCCGAACAACGUCGUGAAAAGAAAACCAAACGAGCUAGAGAAGACACCACGACCGGCGUUCACGCGGCUGUCUAUCGCGUUCGAUACUUAGAUGAUCCAUCUCAUCGAUUCAAGAUUGAAACUAAUUGUAAACAACUACACAUGACUGGUUGUGUCGUUACUUGGAAGGAUGUUAACAUAAUUGCAGUAGAAGGAGGACCUAAACAACAGAAGAGUUUUCGUCGUUUAUUACUCCAUCGAAUUAAGUGGAAUACUUCGAGUAAAAAUCGCAUGGAUGAUGAUGCGAAUGAAUCAGAGAAAGAACGUAAUAAAUGUGUACUUCUUUGGGAGGGUACGGUCAAAGAACGGUCGUUUGGUGAAAUCAAAUUCAAAGCGUGUCCAACAGAUAAUUUCGCUCGCGAACACUUUCGUCGUCAUGGCGUUGAACACUACUGGGAUAUCGGACACAAUGAUACGAUACUGGAAGCAUCAAAUGAUUGA
Messenger RNA from Adineta ricciae, 1539 nucleotides. The record is from the annotation of a GenBank genome assembly. NCBI's taxonomy places the organism in Eukaryota, Metazoa, Rotifera, Eurotatoria, Adinetida, Adinetidae.